AUGAGAACGAUUUCCCUCGUUGUUGCUUCGAUUCUCGUCUAUCGAAUGCGUUCCGUACGUGGUUUUCGAACGCAUAGUUAUCGACGCCACCAUCGGCCGUGUCUACGCAAGCCAACGCGGUAUCCUGACGUUCCAAAUGAGUCCACCACUGCUCGGAGUUUGACGCUCUCCAGUCUGUCAACCUCGCCCAUCGUGUGGGCUGCCGGACACGCUUUGGGGGGAAUCCUUGGUGUCCCGGCUGUGGCGAAGGCAACCAAGACCUGGUACAAGAAGAUUGAUUUACCCUCCUGGACACCACCGGACUUUGUCUUUGGACCCACGUGGACCUUCCUUUACGCUUCCAUGGGCGUGGCGGCCUGUCGUGUCUACCAGCGAACGUCCUCGCUCACUUCGUCCGGACCGCUCCUCCUCUGGAUGGUGCAUUACCUCGUUCUGAAUCUGACCUGGGCACCCGUUUUCUUUGGAAAGCAACGAUUACGACUCGGUAUGAUCCUCAAUGUACUCAUGCUUGUUACGUUGGGUAUUCUCAUUCCCUUGUUCUACCGGAACAACCCGCUUUCGGGCUUGCUCUUACUUCCCUACCUCGCCUGGCUCACCUUUGCCACGGCACUCAACAAUUCCAUUUGUCGACGAAAUCCGACCCAAAAUGGUUACAACGAAGCCAUGCUACAGGCGGAUCUCAUCCAGCUACAAAGCAAGGCGGCAGAGUACGCCGCCCUGUAA
Molecule: messenger RNA, 723 nt
Organism: Phaeodactylum tricornutum CCAP 1055/1
Lineage: Eukaryota; Bacillariophyta; Bacillariophyceae; Surirellales; Neidiaceae
Exons: 1
Coding region: 1-723 (240 amino acids)
Cellular component (GO): membrane
Source: RefSeq, a predicted model, not a curated record